This is a messenger RNA of Bombina bombina (fire-bellied toad), 743 nucleotides long. RefSeq names its product dynein light chain roadblock-type 1-like. The transcript has 4 exons. Gene Ontology annotation, biological process: microtubule-based movement. The coding region runs from base 348 to 743 and encodes 131 amino acids. The record is from RefSeq and is a predicted model, not a curated record. Gene Ontology annotation, cellular component: centrosome; cytoplasm; cytoplasmic dynein complex. Gene Ontology annotation, molecular function: dynein intermediate chain binding. NCBI's taxonomy places the organism in Eukaryota, Metazoa, Chordata, Amphibia, Anura, Bombinatoridae.
AUAGACUUGCUACAGACGUCUACAAUCCUGACAAGCGAUUUGCCGAUUAGCGCAUGCGCAAUAGGGAGGGAAAUUGCUGAUUUGCACAGGAGCAGUUUAAUGGAGCACUGCGAACAAGCUUUUGACAGAUGUUUACAGCGGGCGAAACCGCUCUAUAUGUCAGAGACUAGAAAAUAAGGAAAAAGCGGUUGGGAGGAGUCAACAUCGGAACGGUGUCAAUUACAACGAUGCACGCUCUCUAGUGGUUCCCGGUUCCCACCACUGUUUAUCGUGUAGCGCUUUCAAGGCGGAUCCCACAGUCACUGACACUCACUUUGCUCGUACGUCAUUCACGUCAACGAUCACGCAUGCGCGGUGUGAUUGGGCAGUUUGGCUAUUCCUGGGCGGAAGCAAACAUGGCGGAUGUUGAAGAAACAUUAAAGAGGAUCCAGAGUCAAAAAGGUGUCCAAGGAAUCAUCAUUGUUAAUUCUGAAGGCAUUCCUAUUAAGAGCACAUUGGAUAACCCCACCACAAUGCAGUAUGCAGGCCUCAUGCACCAGCUGGUAAUGAAGGCACGUGGUUCUAUCAGGGAUAUAGACCCCCAGAAUGAUCUGACUUUCCUCAGGAUUCGGUCCAAGAAGAAUGAGAUCAUGAUUGCUCCAGGUACUCAGAGCUCUCAGCUUUCCAUUGAAAUUUUUUUUAUAUUUAAUAUGCUUUGCUGUGCAAUUUUUUAUUUUGUUUUGUUUGUCUAUAAUAUAUAUUGA